CUCGCUCGCAGGCAGUGACUGUCUCGUGUGUGCCACUUGGUUUUCUAGCUUUAUUUCUUGUUUGUAAAAGAAGCAUUGAGUAAAUGUUGAUGCAGAUAGAAAACAGUUGAACUGCGCAGAGAGUUCAGCUCAGUCGAAGCAGGAGCAAGGAGAGGGCAGAAAGCGGAGGGAUCGGUGUCGCUUCUAUUAUGCUCCAUUCGCUCAAUAUUUGCCAACCUAACCGAUCGGAUCCAUGGUGAAGAGAAAGAAGACGUCGCCCGGCACCGAAGAAUACGAAAAUGGCAUGACACCGGGCUCCAGGGAGGGGAUCGGUGUCGAUGGGAGGAGGAAUCCGUCCAGAAAGCCCGACGGCUGCGACGAGGAGGAGAGCGGAGAGCAGGCGAGCGAGGAGCGCAGUACAAAGGGAGACGACGGAGUGGAAAUUCUUAAUCCAUCAGCCACGGCGCUCAGCCCCGGUUCAGCCCCGGUGCUCCCCGCCUCUCCGCCGAACCGGACCGGGCCAGGCUCGACCCCGCAGUCCCAGACCUCCGCGGAGUCCGCAGCUCCGUGUCACGACCAGCAUCAUUUUCUCCGGUCGAGCGUUCGACCUCCGAGCAAGCGCAUCCGGAAGGAUUCCAUCGGCUCAGCCAUCAAUGGACACGGCGUGGCGAAGUCGAAAGGCGCAGAGAAUGGCUCGUCCUCCCAGGGUGCAGUGGGGCAGUCGGGACCGAUGGCCAGCUCCGCAGGAGGAGUGUCCAAGGCCUCCAAAGGCCAAGGGUCUGCUGAGAAAGAGGAACAAGCCGGCAACCAGAAAAGGGCCCGUCGGCAGUGGGAGUCUUGGAGUGCAGAAGACAAAAACAGCUUCUUUGAAGGACUUUAUGAGCAUGGGAAGGAUUUUGAGGCCAUCCAGAACAACAUUGCAAUGAAGUACAAGAAGAGAGGGAAGCCAGCUAACAUGGUGAAGAACAAGGAGCAAGUCCGCCACUUUUACUACCGCACCUGGCACAAGAUCUCCAAACACAUUGACUUUGCCAACGUGUACUCCCGAGUUCUGAAGAAAUCCUCCCAAGAACUUUAUGGUCUCAUCUGCUAUGCUGAGCUCCGCAAAAAAGUUGGGGGAUUAAUGGACGAUAAGAACGUGGCAAAGCUGAAUGAACUCAUCCAGCAAGGGGCUACCACCGUGCGCUCCAAAGGGAGGAACUUGCGAAUUAAAGCACCCAUGUGCCGUGCACUGAAGAAACUCUGUGACCCUGAUGGAGUGAGUGAUGAAGAGGACCAGAAGCCAGUGCGUCUACCCUUGAAGGUGGCAGUAGAGCUUCAACCACGCAGUAACCACUCCUGGGCCCGCGUUCAGAGUCUAGCCCACAAUCCUCGCCUCAGGAUGGUGGUUGAGCUCCACAGGAAAGUUUCCAGUCUCAUUGACUAUCUGAAACAGAAGUGGGCGCACCAGGACCAGCGCAUUCUUAAGAGUCUCAUGGAGAGAGAGGCUUUGGAGGGCAGCCAGUCCAGCACAUCCUCUCCUAGUAAAUCACAGCCUGAUGAACUUUUUCUUCUCCCUGCGGAGAGCAGCACCCUGACCAUGAUGCCUGGUGUGGCACGCGUGGUUCACUCCAAGGCCUCCUGCACCGUACACUGGCUGGAGAGUGGCAAGAACCGCCCUAAUUCCAAGGAAUUACCAGCUGCUCAGAUCCUAGGCAUCCACACGGCUCCACCGCCUCGGACUGGCACCAAAUCUGGACGUGGAAGUGCUUCUACUGCUGCCACUGCCUCUGGAGCUGGUGCUUCAGUGACUGUAUUGGGCGAUAUUCGUCGGACUGAACCACUUAACCCUGAAUCUUCACCAGACAAUUCUGCAAAAGUAGCAGAGGAGAAGAGACUUCUGUCUGUUUCUGUCACUGCCUCCUCUCAGCAGACUGUGGUUCCCAUGGAAGAGGGAACUGGGCUGGGACCCUCUGAGGGGGACAAGACCUGUGCUAGUGUGGAGGCCAGUGGUGGAUUAGCAGUGAUCAAAACCACAGAGAAGUUGUGUAGUGGUGUAGAGAGCUCAUCUGAGCAUUGCAAGGAGGAGCAGAACACCAGUGCUUCUUCCCCUGAGGCCAACCAGACUCCUCCAGCCAAAACUCUGAUGACUGGCUCAGAGGAAGGAGUGUUGCAGGGCUCUGCACCAGCAGCCAAAGAGCGAACUAUUGAGCAGAUCAGAGAGGAAGGCUGGAGUGCCCGUGACGCAGAGAACGUCACCCUGGCUGAGCUGUACUUGAUGUUUGGAAAACCUGGCAAGUUACAGCUUGAAUACGAGUGGCAGCCUGUGGCAGCUCCUUCUAACAACCAAGAAAAUGGACAAGCCUUGGCUCAGGCCAAGCCCAACAGGACACACCGCGUUUUGCGCUGCCUGCUCAAACUGGUUACCACUGAGGUCAAUCCUAAACCUUUGGCUCCAGAGCUGUGCUCGACUGCCACCUCACCGCUCAAGACCCAUCAAGAGGAGCAGAACCAGGCACUCACACCUCCAGGAAAGGGGCUCUUAACAGGUGUUCGCAGCCCCAGCUGUGGCCGGCAGCAGGCGUCUGUCCGAGGGGCCCGGUUACACCCGGGAAAUGCUGGAGCCUCAGGCGGACGGAGCCUUCCCCGCUCUCUGCUGGGGUCGACAGCAGGCUGCGACUCUGAGGGAGGUGUGUUUGCGGUACCCACCACGCUCCCCCCCAACAGCUCGCGCCACAACAGAAUGUUCUCCCCCAACAAGGAAGCAGAACUAGCCUUUAGACAGCAGCUGGACUCUAUCAGUAUGCAGUCGGAUCUCUUCCUUUCCAGACAGAGAAAACCUCGGAACAGGCAACUCCGCAAACCCCUUGUAGUUCAGCGGACACUGCUGCCUCGAACUACAGGGGACACUCCUCAGCAUGUCUGCUCCUUCUCCAUCCUCUCCAACUCCUCUGCCACAGGAACUGGAUCUUUCCGGCCAAUCCAUACUCGCCUUGCUCCUUCCCCCCGCCCUCCCAUUUCCAAGGUCUCCCCUGCAGCGCCCAGCUCUGCAGCAGCCAGCCAACUCUCCAGUGCCAUCGACCUGGCAGCUAAGUCUGCAGGCAUCAUCCCUGGCAGCCCCUGUCGGAAUCUGGAUUCUCCCACUGUCGAUAAUGGCACUUUGCUCGCCACCGCACCUAUUACUGAUCCUGAACCAGACUCUGAGCUCCUCCAGGAAAAUGUCCCAGAGCAGAAUGGUUUGCCUCCGCCAUCUCCUGGAGCGACUGGUGGUGGAGACUCACUCCUCUCUCCACCCAGUGUAGCCUCGCUCCUGGACAUCUCGCUGCCUGGGCCCCCAGAGGAGGCUCUAGCCCCCGGAGAACCUCAAACACACAUCAGUGACUCCAUCAUCGAGCUCGCCAUCAACUCUGCCCACUACGGUGGUGAGGAGGCAGCGCUCUCUCCAGCCAAGCUGAGCAGCAACGAUGGCUCCAAACUUUUGGCCUCUUCUCCCUCAGUCAGCCCGUCCCGAGGCUGGAUCCCAUCACCCAGCCAUGACCCCCAGUGGUACCCCAGCGACUCCUCUGACUCCACACUGGGAUGCCUUCUCUCCAGUAUGGUGUCCCCCGAUAAAGGGAGGCGGACCACGCUCACCCCCUCUGGCCCCUCCAGUGGCACAGCUUUGCUUGGUCCUAGCCUCCUGGACUGCAACUCCCAUGAUUCCUUUCAGUCCCGUGGUCUUCCUGAUGUGGCAGAGAUGGACUCUCAGCUUGCUUGUAUGAUGAGUGAAAGCAGCGUGGACUACAUCGCUCGCUUCAACGACCUGGCUCAGGAGCUGGCUGUGACCGAGCCCUCCAUCCCGCCACCCUGAAGAAAAGAGAGGACCACCAAACCAGGGCCAUCUGGAGGACGAGUCCCCGAGUCCCCCCAAUGUCAAGACUGUUGUUUCCUCUGUCGCUUCUACACUGUAGAAAAGGCAGUUGUGGAGAAAAGCCCCUAUAAGCAGUCCCUGCCCUGUUUGUUAAAGUGCAAUAAUAACAGUGAACCUUGACCAUUGUUCAAAGUUAAAAAAUGCAUUGGUUUCACUGGACUGUUCUCUAAGGUGAAAUGCCCUUUAAAAACAAACACUUAAGAAAAUGAAAAUGCGUUUACAAAACACAACCUCAUGUACAGGAAAAUACAAUGCCAUAUCUGAACAAAAUAUUUUCACUGAACUUAUGUCUUCUCCUGACCUUUGAGUGUGUGCGUGCGUGUGUGUGUGCGUGCAGUGUGUGUAUUUCUGUCAUCUUCUCUCUCAGAUCGACCUCCAAAAUGUGUAAAUCCUCCAAAAUGUGCAGUUCAGAUCCCAGCUGGUGGCAGACAGCUGCCGGAAGGCGAUUUUUGAAAGUGGUGGCAGUGAGAAUAUUCAGUCGUCACAGCAGCAAAAGUGGAGCACGAACACAGCCGAGCAGAAAGACGUAGAGUCCUCUGCUCCUGCCCUACAUUUGACAUGCUCUUCAUCGCAGCCAGUUCAGGUAUUAUCGGUUACGUUUUAGGAGUAGAGCCUGCUGUGUUUGUUUGGAGUCAGGUUUCCGUUUAUGGAAGCCACGUGCAAAAUGGCAGCUUCUGUCGCUUAAAUACAAGCAGUUUAAAUUUCAUCAACCGAUGCCUCAUUACAUUUUCAUACAUUUUAAUGUUUCGAGAUUAUAAUUACGAAAAACAGCCUUUAGGUUUGUUUGUUGUUCAACAACAACAACUUCAUUCUUCACAUAUUAAACUUUCAGCUGCAGUUUCUAAUUUUUUUACAUAUUAAUGAUAUACUCAGACAUUGCAGUUUAAAUAACUAGGCAGCGUUUUGACUCAACUACAGAUGAAGUAACAUUGCUCAUGUUUCUGUUAAUAUCACACUCCAGUUGAAAUAAGAAGUACAUUGUGUAAUCAAACUUUUAAGCUGUAGUUGACACUCCACUCAUUCUAACUUUCGCAGUCCCGAUUAAAACCCUCUGACUGAACAUCGUCCAUUGAUGAGUAUUGACACUGAACACUGGGUAAUGUCAACGUUUCUCUAAACACAUCCACCAUCGCUCUAACCUCAGGCUGCUCUGAACCUCUUUUUUGAUUUACUCCGUUGAUGUAGUUUCGCUGUUGUUCAGAGAGACUACAAAUGUACCAUGUUAACUCCGACUUUGAAUUUCAAUUACCAGCAUCAUCAUUAUGCAGUAUUGAACACAUAUUGCCUCAUCAACAUGUUUUAACUUCGUCUCUGUUAGUGUGAAUUGUUGGAGAAUUGUUGGUCAUUCCACAAAUUGGAUUUUAAAAAAUGUCGGUCUCCUUCAGGCACCUCGACGGCUUUGACUCUACGUUUUAAAACCUCUUGUGGCGAUCCUUUGUUAGAGACGUUUGAAAAAGGUUUAAUCUCCUCACACCAGAAAAGAAACGACGAAGAUGUUCUUCAUGAAGAAAUAAACAGCAGGUUUUGUCUUUGAAUCUGGCUUUUUUUGUUUUGUUUAAGGAUUUAUUUGUACAAAUGGCAAUUCCAGUAUUGACUGUGCUUUUGUAACAUAUUGUAAAUUGUUAUUUGGACUAUUUAUUGGUAACAUUUCUGAAAAUGUUUUCUGUUUAACUUAAUAUUAAGACGACAUCUAAAAAGGAAAAAACCUGUUGUUUAAAAUGUUCCGUUUGUAAAAGGUGUUUUUAUUCUCUGUAUAAAGAUAGUUAUAAAAUCAGCUCAUGGUUUCUUGUAUUCAUUGUGUUUAAUUUGUGAUCAAAGUUCAAAUGUUACGAUUUACAGAGAAGCAUGUGGCCUUUGGGUCAAUCCCUCCACCGAGGUCGUAACGUUUUCAUUCAGCCGAAUGACACAAAAUCUACUCAACCGAUUUCCUUGAAACUUCAGCAAAUUUUGACAUUAUAAUUUCCCAGAGAAUCAUUCGUGAAUCUUGAUGAAAAUAAUCAGGCAAUUUGAGAGUGAUAUCUAUGUAUGUGUGCAAAGUAAAUUAAUUAAAUUCAAUUCAAGGGGAAUGUUGGGCCUUGGUUAUCAAAGUUAAGUUUUGUCCUCUUUUCCAGAGUAAGCUGAGUGGUUUCUCUGCAUUAAAAAAAA
Molecule: messenger RNA, 6013 nt
Organism: Paralichthys olivaceus (Japanese flounder)
Lineage: Eukaryota; Metazoa; Chordata; Actinopteri; Pleuronectiformes; Paralichthyidae
Gene: cramp1
Product: cramped chromatin regulator homolog 1
Biological process (GO): pattern specification process
Cellular component (GO): nucleus
Molecular function (GO): chromatin binding
Source: RefSeq, a predicted model, not a curated record